Cephus cinctus (wheat stem sawfly) is the source of this 2739-nucleotide messenger RNA. RefSeq names its product retinal homeobox protein Rx2 (gene Drgx). Gene Ontology annotation, biological process: regulation of transcription by RNA polymerase II. The record is from RefSeq and is a predicted model, not a curated record. Bases 30 to 1208 code for a protein of 392 amino acids. Lineage: Eukaryota; Metazoa; Arthropoda; Insecta; Hymenoptera; Cephidae. Gene Ontology annotation, molecular function: RNA polymerase II transcription regulatory region sequence-specific DNA binding; DNA-binding transcription factor activity, RNA polymerase II-specific. The transcript is spliced from 4 exons.
GGGUGGGGGUGGGUGCCAGAGCAGGAGGGAUGUUCUGCUACCAUUGCCCCCCGGGUCUCCCCGCCCCGCGGCUGCCCCCUUCUCUCGAGUAUCCUUUCGCCCCUACUCAUCCUUACACAAGCUAUUCAGCUUACCAUCCAGCUCUUCACGGGGUGGGCGAGGAUUCCUUCGUAAGAAGAAAACAAAGGAGGAACAGGACGACUUUUACUCUUCAGCAACUCGAGGAAUUAGAGUCGGCGUUCGCGCAGACUCACUAUCCGGAUGUCUUUACCAGAGAAGAUCUAGCCAUGAAGAUCAACUUAACGGAGGCCAGAGUUCAGGUGUGGUUCCAAAAUCGUCGUGCAAAAUGGCGCAAGAGCGAGAGGCUGAAAGAGGAACAAAGGAAACGAGAAGGCGCUGGAAGCGGCAGCGCCGGUAGCGUCGGUGGAAGCGCUGGCAGUGCCGGUACUGGUGGAACGACUGGGAACAGUUUGGACGCUGGCGUCCUGGCACCGAUCUCAGGAGGUCCAAGUCCUACAGGAGUUGGAGAGACUGAGGUGGGCAGUGGCGAGGGCGAGGAAGCGGGCCCGGAGGGUGGCUCCAGAAGUCCGAGCACGACAUCCGCUUCCGUGAGUCCGAGGCCCCAGCAGCCGCAGAGUCAGCCGUCCCUGGGUGGCGUCGCGACGCCCCCGCCGAAUCCCAUAAGAGCGCCGCCACUUCCUAACAGCACUGUCGGGGGCCUCGGACCCCCUGUCGAGAGUAGCCCAGGAGCGGGAUUCAGGCCAGUGGAGCCACCGACGUCCCUGUUCUUCUCGCCGCAUCUUGCAGCUCAAUUCUCGCCGCCGUUGUUCGGUAAAAUGAGCAGUGGAGGAACAUCGUUGACUUCCGGGUCCCCCUGGACAUCCAGCGACCACCGAGCAAGCACUCUCCAGGACAUGCUGUCUUGGUCGCCAGCCGGUUGGCCUGCGUCCCUUUGCGGAUGUUGCAAGCCAGGUAGUGGCGAUCUUCAUCGAACAAGUAGCCUUGCGGAACUGCGUAGAAAAGCUCAUGAACAUUCGACGGCCUCGGCUCUUCUCGGAGGCCUUGCUGGGUUUCCCGGCGGGCUUCCGCUACCACUUCCGCUUCCACUUCUGCCACCUUUACUCAGUCUCUCUAGGAGGCCUGAACAUCAUCAUCAUCUACCGGCAGUCGUUCAUCAAAUACAACCCACGAACAAGGAUGAUCCUUAGAACAAGAUGAUACCUACACGUCGUGUUCUUAAGAAGCAGAGAUAAACGAUUCCUCUUGUUUGACUAGAUUGUUCUAAUUUUAUCUUUUUGGAAAUUCCUAUAGCGACUCAAAAUUCGAAGUAAAUAUUAAUACAAGAUCUGACCGACAAGAGAGUUUUUUAAAUAUUUUCCUACGUAUAAAAGGUUUGCAGCCGACUAGCACCAGCUGGUACGAUCCUUGUGUUCUUUACAAUUUCCUGUUUUCCAGUAUAAACUCGUCACGAUGUAAAAUUCAUUGAAAAUUUAAUUUCAACAGUCGCCACCAGGUGGCGACGCUUCACAUUUUUACGCUGUAAUAUUUCAAUGUUUUUUUUCGUGAAAAAUAAAAAGUACAAUGGUUUAUGCUAAUUAAAUACAAAAAAAUAUUGCCAGACGAUUGGCGAUCUCUGCUUCAAAAACAAGGGACUUCUUAUUUUUAAUUUAACUUUAAUGCAGUAUGUUAAUCGUAGUAUACGGAGGCACAAGUUAUUAGCAUGAACCAUUCCUGAGGACCAACUUGUGCCUGCUUACACCGUGACAAUAGGAAUCGCAUCCUCGCAAGGAGUAGUGUAGUCGUGCUGUAUUUAUCGAGUUCAGAACAUGCCUGGCUUCGAUCGUAUUGUCAUUUCUCGAAAUGGUAUCACCGACCACCGUUCCUUUGAGAAAUAAAAAUCAAAUUUUAGACUAACCGUUAAAAUAUUUGAGCAACAGGAGUCUUCUUACUUAGCCAGUCCAUCCAAGAUGGAUAUUCGGAAGAGAACGAAAAUUUCAAUUUCCAAAACAUUAUCAACGAUCAAACUCCAGGAUCCUAAAGAUCCUUAGUAAAGUAUCCUUAAAUGAUACACCUGAGAAUUCUAAACAAGACAUUUUUGCUGUUCGACCAUACGAAAUAAAAUAAAGAAUUGGUCUUCGCUGACUAUAGUUUCUUUUAAUUUUUAUAUCGAAUCCGAUAAAAGAAAUCCAGGAUCCUUUUGAACAUUUAUGGAUUUUGAUCGUUCUGUUUCGAGCAAAAUCAUUUCAAUGUCAUUUGAUCCGUCACAACGAUCGUCUAGGACCACGAAUUCUGCCAAAGAGUAUAUUUAAACGAAACCUCGCGUAGAAAAAGCUCUAAUUUUAGAGACGUGAUAGUAAGUUCUAGAGACCCAUGAGAGAGACAGAGAGACGAAAAGAGAGAGCGAGAGAGAGAGAGAGAGAGAGAGAAGAACGUGGAUACGAAGGACCAGCUCUCAACGUCAGUACAGGCACGAGGAUUCUCUUAUCCUAGAACUUUUUACAGAAUUUCUGGAUAAGUGUGCCUCGACCAGUCUGCCACUUGUUACCGUAACCAAAGCAUAGGCCAAAGGACCGUAGAAACUUUAUAGUAACCUGUAUAUUACUCUACGAUAAUUGUCACUGGUAACAUAAAAAAAAAUCUAAUAAUAAUAAUAAUAUAUACAACAUAUACAUAUAUAAAUAGCAAUUAUAUAUAUAGCGCACACUAUGAUAGUUGUACCAAAUAAACUUGUUCUCGUGA